Messenger RNA from Penicillium manginii, 783 nucleotides. RefSeq lists its product as uncharacterized. The record is from RefSeq and is a predicted model, not a curated record. Lineage: Eukaryota; Fungi; Ascomycota; Eurotiomycetes; Eurotiales; Aspergillaceae. The transcript has a single exon. Bases 1 to 783 code for a protein of 260 amino acids.
AUGACUUUUCGUGAAAAAGUUAGGCGCGUCUUCCACCGCUCCUCAGCCAGCCAGGAUACUGGCCGACCCAAGGUGGAAUAUUAUCGUCGUCAUGAGUGCCCCCCAUCCAAGUUCCGCGGACCCUUCGAUAAGGAACAUCAAAAACGCCUUGCUGCGUGGUCCUUCGAUCGGGCCAUGGUAGAGCGCACGCGUUCUCUCGACUUGGCCCUGUCACCCUGCGCCACUUUCGAUUUACCCGGCCCCAAUCCCAAUCUCAAUCCUUUAAUGGACCCAAUGGACAGUGACGAUUCCGGCGAGAUUUCUCCCGACGACGACGGCGUGGAAAUCGUCGAUCCAGGUAUGUCGAACAACCCCGAUAUUCUCAGGUUUCACCCUCUCGGAACCUGGCCGAUAUCCCUGUCACCCCUCUCCUCCCCUCUUAUCGUGUCCGUGUCCGUGCCCGUGUCCGUGUCUGACGCCAUCUCUGCCGCAGUCUCCGACCACGAUCAAGAUCAGGACCAGGACCAAGACCUGCUUAACUCGCGCCCCGCCAACGGCUCUCAGUCUUCGACCGUCGUCAACUCUGAUAGUUACAACGGCUCUAUGAUGACUCUUCUCAACGAGGGUUCUGUUUAUGACUUCCCCGAAGACCCCAUUGCCCAACUGAAGGAGUCAAUACGCUACUCCUCCCCCAUCUUCCGCACUUUAUCCCCAACCUCACGGACCCCACGCAAGGGCACACAUCAGCCCUUUGCGCCCGAAGAUUUGACUCGCGCCUUGGUCGCUGUUCAACUUUGCGCGUAA